AUGAAAAGAUGCGAAAGGUUUUUAAGCAGCUUCAACCGGCCGAACUUAUUUUACACGAUUUUGGACAAGAAAUCUAAAAGUUUCUACCAGAACGUCGUGGACGUCAUACGCACUGAAUAUGCAGGAAAAUCGGGCAUUGUGUAUUGUCUGUCACGUAAGGACUGCGAGAAGUUGGCGGCUGUCUUGCAAGAAAAAAAAGUGAAGGCGGCCGCGUACCACGGCCGUCUCGUCGACAGUAAACGCAAGGAAGUGCAGUUGGGUUGGAUAGCUGAUGAUUACGCUGUGAUCUGUGCGACGACAGCGUUCGGUAUGGGCAUAGACAAGGCGGAUGUCCGGUUUGUCAUACACCACAGCCUGCCCAUAUCGGUGGAGGGCUAUUACCAGGAGACGGGGCGCGCCGGCCGCGACGGCGCACGGGCGGACUGCCUCCUCUACUAUAACUAUGGGGAUAUCGUGAGAUAUUACAGGCUGAUGGAUGACGAACCCAAAACACAUAAGGGUACAGAAGCCCGUGCUGUCCACGAUGAAAAUCUAUCGCAUAUGAAGUCAAUAUGUGAGGACCCAACAGGGUGUCGAAGAGUUGAAGUUCUGGCGUAUUUGGGUGAAGAAUUCCAGAAGGAAAAGUGUGGAGAAGGUGGCGCUCCCUGUGACAAUUGUACCAAAACUACUGAAUAUCAAUCCAUAGAUGUAACAGAGGAAUGUGUGGGACUGGCCCGCUUCAUGAACAGCAGCCAGUCGACCUACAAACUGCUAAAUAUCGUGUCGGCUUUACGCGGCUCCACUCCAUCACCCAUUCCCGAUUUACAGAACACGCCUAUACCCGGACGGUGGAAGGAGUGGCCCGCCUCUGAUGUGAGGAGACUCUUGAAAAAAAUGGUGGCCGAUAAGUACUUGCGCGAGUUCACUGCGCCAUCGUCCAACGGCUUCGUCUACACGUAUUACACGUAUGUGGCCAUUGAGCCCAAUUACGAGAAUUUAAUAUCAGGCAGAUGUCGUGUAAUGUUUGACAUGACGAAGAUUCAACGCAAAAAAAACGUUCCCGCGCCGAAUAUUGUUACAAACAACAUUGUGACGGACAUACAGAUCCAGAUCACCAAAAUUAAGGAUCGUUGCUACGCCGACUUAUUUGAAGCUUGCAAGAAAAUGGCAUCAAAGCAGGGAUCAGACUGUACUGUGUCCAAGGUGUGCCCGAUGAUAACGAUGCGCAAGAUGGCGGAGGAGCUGCCCGAGACGGAGGCGAAAAUGCUCAAUAUGCCGCACGUCACGCGCGAUCGCUACGACAAGUACGCGCGCCACCUGCUGGAAAUCACCUCCAAGUACGCCAUCAAGAAGCGGGAUGUACUGGAGAAGCAAAAUGCAGUUGAGAGUGGAUUCAAAGACGAGCCCAGUACAAGUGGUAGUGCGGACAGAGGCGGAGCGCCAUCGCGUUCUAAAAGCCGUGGUGCCUCUCGGGGUGUGGCGAAGAGUGCAAGUAAAAGCAAGAGGGUCGCGAGUGCGCGCGCCAGCGGCGUCGGUAGAGGCGUUUCUUUGGGAGCGAUGCCACUCCUCCGCACUACAGAGGCUCCACAUAACGUGAACAAGCUGUUU
Brenthis ino (lesser marbled fritillary) is the source of this 1587-nucleotide messenger RNA. NCBI's taxonomy places the organism in Eukaryota, Metazoa, Arthropoda, Insecta, Lepidoptera, Nymphalidae. The record is from the annotation of a GenBank genome assembly.